Molecule: messenger RNA, 2433 nt
Organism: Cyphellophora europaea CBS 101466
Lineage: Eukaryota; Fungi; Ascomycota; Eurotiomycetes; Chaetothyriales; Cyphellophoraceae
Exons: 2
Coding region: 1-2433 (810 amino acids)
Molecular function (GO): transmembrane monodehydroascorbate reductase activity
Source: RefSeq, a predicted model, not a curated record
AUGUCGGAGCUCGCUCCCCCAGGGAGCAGCACGUACAAUUCAGACACGAUGCAUGUCGGUGACGGCACAUGGGAUGCGGGGAGAAACACCUUCCUGCUACCAAACCUGGUCGGCCUCAACUUUGCGACCAUGCGAUAUAAUGUAGGAAUGGGCAAUCGCUUCUUUUCAUUAAAUGGCUAUCAGGGUCUGAUCAGAGCCCACGGCAUUAUCGCUGCCAUAACAUUCCUCGGCCUCAUACCAGCCGCUAUUUUAAUCCAUCGGUUUCUCGGACGACACGAGUUCUGGGCAAGAAGAUUACACAUUUGGCUGUCAAUACUUUCGCUGCUCCUGGCCACGGUCGCCUUUAUUCUGGGCUUCGUCGCAGUUGGGCCCGAACGGAGCUUAAGCAAUCCCCAUCAUGGCAUUGGUGUGGCGCUGUACACCCUCCUAUGGUUUGAAGCUAUUAAUGGCUGUUUCUGGCGCAACAGGAAGAAGAACAGGCUUCACUGGCCGCUGAGCUUGAUGCUGCAUUCAUGGGUAGGACGUGCAACUGCGCUGCUGGGAAUUGCACAAGUGCCUCUUGGCCUCACGCUUUACGGAUCCCCUGUCUUCUUAUUUGUUCUCUAUACCCUCUGGUCCCUUGCCUUAGUGGUGACAUACUUCGUUCUUGAAUGGCUUGCUGGCCGCCGCAUUGAACGACACGGUGGUGCACCGUAUGGUACAGGUUAUGGAGGAAGCGAGGGCAGCUACUACUCGGAGCACGUUACAAACAGACCGCCCAAGGAGGAGGGCCGUUCUUGGGGCAAGUGGCUGGCCGCUGGGGCUGGUGCCGCGGGUCUAGCGGCUCUCUGGCGAAGAAGGUCCAACCGCGAAAAGAACCGUAACGAUGUCGUUGAUAGCGAAGUGAGUGGGACGAGCGGAACAAGUGGCACAUCCUGGUGGGAUAGCGACGCAGAGAAACGGCACCACGAGAAGCAAGGUACAGGCUUCGGCACUCGUCUGCUGCAGGUCGGUGCUGUUGCUGGUGGUGUCGCUGCAGUGAAGAAGCUGUUCGGGCGACGCGAUCGCGACGAUGCAUCGGAUGCAGGGCCUUACCGGCCUCCCUUAGGCGGCAAUACGUCCUACACUGGAUCGGACUCGAUGUCAAGAGUCGAGGAGGGGCUCCCGCCGCACCGACCAACGACUCCAACGGGAGCCAGCCCAGGGCAUGUACGACCAAACCAUCCCCUUGCGCAGCCUCCGAUGACGCCAGGUCGGCGACCAUCCGACGACUCGUACUCAUACUAUUCCUACAUGUCUGGAUCUCCGUCAAGGCAGGAUCGCAAAGGCAAUACUUUUCGCAAUGCGUUAGCGGCAGGAGGAGCCGCCUUUGCUGUGCGGCAGCUGUUCAAGAACCGACGGCAGAAGAAGGAAGAGAGACGGACGGAAGAAUUGCGCAAGCAAAGACUGGAGGAAGAAAGGCUAGCUCGAGCCAACUCGGCGCAUAAGUACUCUGGCGAUGGAGUUGCGCCGCCUCGAAGAUCCCGACACAACCGCAUAGGCAGCCAGACGGCGUCUGACAUGUCGAGCCUUACGGAAGAGCCCGUUGUGCCAGGCACUGCAGGAACUCCUUCUGCAGCGGCGGCCUCCGCACUCGCAGAUCGCCCUCAUAUCCGGCCGGUUGGCACUGAUCCUACCAUAGUCAAUCCUGGACCGGGAGGUGUCGCACCACCCAACAUGCCUCCCGUACCGCCAGCCCACAGCUUCAAUUCAUCCGGCAGCGAUGUCUACACGACAGGUUCCGGCCGACAGAAGCACCGCCACCGCAACGAAGCUGCCGCAGGUUUAGCAGGGGCAGCUGCUGGUGCUCUUGGCGCAGAAGCUGUCAAUCGAAGGCGGCGCCAGGACCAGCAAGUGGACUCGGUAGAGUCGCCGCCGGUAAGUGUCAAGGUCAAGAUGCACAAUGACGGCCGACACGUCACGCUGCGGCGGCUGACUGAAGAGGAGCAGGCUGCACAGCGAAGACGAGAGCGAAGGGCCUCAGCAGCCGGUAGGCGAAGGAGAAACUCGAGCUUCAGCAGUGGAGAUGACGCCGACACCAUGGGUACGGGUGCUGCAGACAAAAGAUGGAGGAGAACCGAAGCAAUCGAGGCUCAACAAGCGGCGGAGAACGCGGCGGCUGCCGGGCCAAGUACCGCUCCACCACCACCGAUACACAUGCCGUAUCCUACACCGCCUACCCCUGGUACGCAGGGCAUUGAUCCGCGGACAGGCCAGUCGUACAGUGUCCCCGCUCCGCCGCCCAUACCAGCAUCGACCAGCAAUCUCGGUCCUCCAGGCAGCAUCACAAGUCCAGGAACGGAAACGAGCGGUCCUUCCGAGUACGCGAACAACAGACGACGAAGAAGGGCAGAGAGAGCACAGGCCCGGUUGGCCCGAGAAGGCCGACAGCAAAAUACGGUGGACUUUACCUGA